AUGCAAGAACCAACGGCGAUCGCGCCAAGCACACCAGUCACAACAAGCACUCAAGAGCAAGAACCAACGCCAGUCGCACCAAGUACUGAAGAGCAGUGUUUCUACUUUGAUGGCCUUCCUAGCAACCCCAAGCUUGUUGCGCGCUCCAGCUCCCUCGACAUCAAGUGGGGACGUGGGAAUGGCGGCACCGUUUGGGGGUCUAAAAAGCGUCUUUACCCAGCAUCACCCACUCACCCGAUCGCAUCUCUUUGGGGCGGGACUUUGCGCCGAAAGAUCAUCAAUGCCCUUGAUGGCUCUGGUGGCCUUGAUUGGACAGCGAUCGAUAUUGCCUGGAUCCCAGCUGGGACCGCCCUGAUGAAGUCCCUGAAAAACAUCAUGUGCUUCUCGUUUCUGUCGCUUCCAACAGUACAACAUGGGAACAAGGAUACCCAGUAG
Molecule: messenger RNA, 435 nt
Organism: Clonostachys byssicola
Lineage: Eukaryota; Fungi; Ascomycota; Sordariomycetes; Hypocreales; Bionectriaceae
Source: the annotation of a GenBank genome assembly